ACUCUAAUGUUUAUAUAAAAUCUUUAUUACUCAUCGAAGCUACGUUCAAACCUUCUGAACAUUAUGGUAAGUGCGUUUAAGCCGGAUGAGAGAGUAUUAUGGUAUUUUUAGUUAUUUUUGUAUGUUUGUUUCGUUGUUUAAUAUUGUUUAUUAGUUUUCAUGGACCAUUACUUUAUGAAGCCAAAGUCUUAAGUGCUGAACUUAGGGAACCUGAAGAUGGGGGAGAAAACGCUGAAAAAGAGCCUCAUUUACGUGUUCAUUAUAAGGGAUGGAAAUCGACAUGGGAUGAAUGGGUACCAGAGGAUCGUGCUUUAAAGUGGACAGAGGAAAAUCUGGCUACACAAAGGGAGUUACGUAUGGCUGCUCUUGCUGCACAAAAAAAAACGGGUAAAAAAAGUUCAGGAAGAUCCAGUGAAUCAGCAGAUGGUCCUUCACAUUCACGUGGCCAAAAGCGUCUAAGAGAUGUAGAUUUGGAAAAGGAAGAAGAUUUUAUUGCAAAGCCGGAAAUUAAUAUUGCAAUUCCAGAUGCAUUAAAAGCACAGCUUGUAGAUGACUGGGAGAAUAUAACGAAGAAUCAACAACUUGUUUCACUUCCUCGAUCUCCGACUGUAACAGAAAUUUUACAAAAUUAUAAAAAUUCAGUUUCUUCUACACAAAAAAAACGGUUUAGUAACGCUGAUGCGGAUAUUUUUGAAGAGGUUAUAUCAGGAAUUAAACUGUAUUUUGACCGGUGUUUGGGUAAUAUUUUAUUAUAUCGGUUUGAAAGACAACAAUACUCGGAUAUACGGAAAACAUAUAAAGAUAAAGAAAUGAGUGAUAUAUAUGGUGCUGAGCAUUUACUUCGAUUAUUUGUAUCUCUUCCUGAAUUAAUAGCACAUACAAAUAUGGAUCAUCAAAGUAUACAAAUAUUAAAGAAUUAUAUUAAAGAAUUUCUCAAAUUUCUUACUAAAAAUCAGUCUGAAUAUUUUUUGAAAGUAUAUGAAAAUGCAUCACCUAAUUAUCAAUCACUUGCACGGUGUAUAUAA
This is a messenger RNA of Pneumocystis jirovecii RU7, 1025 nucleotides long. RefSeq lists its product as uncharacterized. Gene Ontology annotation, cellular component: Rpd3S complex; nucleus; NuA4 histone acetyltransferase complex. Lineage: Eukaryota; Fungi; Ascomycota; Pneumocystomycetes; Pneumocystales; Pneumocystaceae. The transcript has 7 exons. The record is from RefSeq and is a predicted model, not a curated record. Bases 99 to 1025 code for a protein of 308 amino acids. Gene Ontology annotation, biological process: chromatin organization; regulation of DNA-templated transcription.